Caenorhabditis briggsae is the source of this 513-nucleotide messenger RNA. NCBI's taxonomy places the organism in Eukaryota, Metazoa, Nematoda, Chromadorea, Rhabditida, Rhabditidae. The transcript has 5 exons. The record is from RefSeq and is a predicted model, not a curated record. The coding region runs from base 1 to 513 and encodes 170 amino acids.
AUGAGACUCUGGGAAAAUUGGACAGGAGAGAGUCGGUCGUUGAUUGAAUUCUCACUUUUCGGUUCUCUUGGAGCUCCGAAUAGUUCUGAAACAGAGAGUGAGUUACAAAAUACACAGGGAAAAGAUAAAAGCAAGUCAAGUACAACGGGAACAACGUCUGGAAAUCCAGUAGAAACAACAGCAAUCGCUCAAGAUAGUUUGAUGGCAAAACCAGAACAAGAAUCACCGACUGGGGGGACAAAAAGCAAUAUGCUUGAUUCGAUAAAAAUUAUCAGAGGGAAGAAGAAUUUAAGGAAGCCAACACAAAAGCAGAAGAAAGGGGAAACCGAUUCACAGCACACUCAAAUCAUCAACAUUCCUCUUGGAAAAGCAUCCGGAUCUGAAGCGGGCGCCAACAAAUUGACGAUUCCAGAAGAGCAAAAAGCUGUUGAGAAACCAAAUGGAAAGAAGAUUCAAUUUGCGGAUAAAAUUGUGAAAUCCACAAUCACUCCUGGAGCUAAAAAGUGCUUUUAG